UUUAUUUCGGUCGAAAUGGUUGAAUUUAUUAAAAUUACCACGAAAUGUGCCGAAAUACGCUGCGAUGUAGCCGUAGAGCCCAAGUUCACAAUCACUUGCAUUUGCGGUUUAUCCGGUCUGGACUUUGAUGCAUUUCGUCUGCACUUUUGCAGCAAACAUUUGCACAAGGCACACGAACAGAAAGCGGCUACAGAAACCGUCGCCGCUGAUUGUCUCCAGGAAUCGUUGCUUAUGCUGCCAACGGAUAUUCAGGAGGCCCCAACAAUACGACAGACAGAUGCACUCACUGCGGACGCUGAUGAGAAUGAUAGCCGAAAACAGUCAAUUGAUUGUCGUCCCCGCAACAAGUCCAACACAUGCACAUAUUGUGGCCGCACGUUUCGACGGCGAUAUUUGCUAGACACGCACCUCAAUAUCCAUACGGGCCGCAAACCGCAUCAGUGUGAGAUGUGCGGCAAACAGUUUCGAGCCGUGUCCACAUUGAGGCGACACCAGCGCACACACGAACAGCGAGAGGCGCUGCAGUGUCAGCACUGCGACAAACAUUUCACCCAUCGCAGCGCCCUGCUCAGCCACGAAUUGAGGCACACUCAGGUGCGUCGCUUUGCGUGCAGCAGUUGCGACAAGUGCUUCUAUACACCCAACCAACGAGACACCCAUCGACGCAAAUUGCACAGUGCGCAGAGAUUCGAUGCGGAUAGGGAUGCGAUCACGGCACACCCUUUGCCGUUGCCCUUUGCCUGCGAGCUGUGUGGGAAUAGCUAUCGGAGUGCGUCCACUUUGAGCACCCACAAGCUGAAGAAGCAUUACCGGCAGGCCAAGCACAGUUGCGAGCAGUGCGGCAAAAAGUUUGUCGAUGCUGAUCGUUUGCACCAGCACCAGUUAAUACACGUUAAGCCUGAACUUAUAUUAAAAUAAUAUAUAACUCGUAAGCUAAAUCGAGAUAGAUUUAUUUUUUACCCCACAACACUUAACAAUAAGUGAGUUGUUUGAAUAAGUCUAACAUCAGGGUAAGCCAUAUACGGGUAGCGUAAAGUUAGUUCGUAAACAGUAGGCUUAAGAUAUUUCCGUUUAUUCAACUUGCAAGCACAGAGGACUUAAUUCUAAUUGGCGCCUGUUUUUUGAUUGAUUUCUUUGAAUGGGCUUGCAGUGCUG
Messenger RNA from Drosophila grimshawi, 1155 nucleotides. Its product is annotated as zinc finger protein 41. Gene Ontology annotation, biological process: regulation of transcription by RNA polymerase II. NCBI's taxonomy places the organism in Eukaryota, Metazoa, Arthropoda, Insecta, Diptera, Drosophilidae. The transcript has a single exon. Gene Ontology annotation, molecular function: DNA-binding transcription factor activity; RNA polymerase II cis-regulatory region sequence-specific DNA binding. The coding region runs from base 16 to 918 and encodes 300 amino acids. The record is from RefSeq and is a predicted model, not a curated record.